AUGAUGGCAGCCCGCCAAUCAACACCAACCUCCGACCACUCACAUUCAGAUAAUGUGCGCAAGCGCGUGUGUAAGGCCUGCGACCGCUGUCGUCUGAAGAAAUCCAAGACUGACACCGCACAAAAGUGUGACGGAGCCAGCCCAUGUUCGCGCUGUCGAGCCGAUAAUGCGAUCUGUGUCUUCGGCGAACGCAAGAAGGCCCAUGAUAAAGUGUACCCCAAGGGAUAUGUUGAAAUGCUGGAACAGCAACAAGCCUGGCUGGUCCACGGCCUCCAGGAACUCUAUCGACGAACCAUCGACGGCGAGGGCUGGCUUGGCGAUCGCCUGAAGCCCGAGCCCAACGGCCAUCCGCUUACCCACGACCUGUUGACGCGUCUCGGUGCCCUCGAUCACACCAAGGGCGAGCGCUUCGAGGAGAACCCCGAAGUUAUGCAACACGAACUCUGGCGGAAUAAUGGCAUGCAGCGCCAGGAGUCGUCCGAUGGCAGCUCUGAGAGCGCCCAUUCCCCCGUCGCCCGCUCACGCUUCUCCUCGGACGCCUUCUCUUCCCAGCAGACCAUGCCGCCCACGCCGCCCGCCUAUAGCCCCUCGUCGCGCGCAGCGCCCAUCAAGACCGAGCCCGCCAUGGCCGCCCCCGCCAACCCGCAAUCCCAAUAUGCACUGUCCAUGCAGGGUGUGGUAAAUCCGUUAGCCCUACAGGGAGGGGCUCCGCAAUGGCCGGGCAGCAAUGGGUUCAAUCCCUUCGACGAGAUGGAUAUGAUGACCUCGGCCGACUACGCGAACCUCAACUUCGAUGAUCCCAUCCCGUCGCCCAUGUUCAAUCGACCCAUGCCAAUGAACUGCGUACCGUCCGGUGAUUACGACGACUUCAAUCAGUUCCUCAAUCCGAAUCCCACAGAAAUUACUUCUAUUUAA
Molecule: messenger RNA, 915 nt
Organism: Penicillium macrosclerotiorum
Lineage: Eukaryota; Fungi; Ascomycota; Eurotiomycetes; Eurotiales; Aspergillaceae
Product: Zn(II)2Cys6 transcription factor domain-containing protein
Exons: 3
Coding region: 1-915 (304 amino acids)
Biological process (GO): regulation of DNA-templated transcription
Molecular function (GO): DNA-binding transcription factor activity, RNA polymerase II-specific; zinc ion binding
Source: RefSeq, a predicted model, not a curated record